AUGAGACAGACAAAUCAGACACAGGUGACAGAAUUCUUCCUCCUGGGACUCUCUGAUGACCCGCACACCCAGCAGCUGCUCUUCAUCUUAUUCCUGGGUGUCUAUCUGGUCACUGUGCUUGGAAAUGUGCUUCUCCUGACCCUUGUUCAGGUUGACGCCCGGCUUCACACACCCAUGUAUUUUUUUCUCUGCAAUUUAUCUCUGGCUGACCUCUGUUUCUCUACCAACAUCGUUCCCCAGGCGCUAGUCCACCUGCUAUCCAGGAAAAAAGCCAUUUCAUUCACACGUUGUGCAGCUCAGCUUCUAUUCUUCUUGAUUUUGGGGGGUACACAGUGUGCCCUUCUGGCAGUGAUGUCCUAUGACCGGUAUGUGGCCAUCUGUAACCCUAUGCAUUACCCCACCAUCAUGACUUGGAAGGUGUGUGCCCAGCUAGCUGUGGGAUCAUGGGCCAGUGGCAUUCUGGUAUCUGUGGUGGAUGCCACCUUCACCCUAAGGCUACCCUAUAGAGGCAGCAAUAGUAUUGCUCAUUUCUUUUGUGAGGCACCUGCACUGUUGAUCCUAGCAACCACAGAUGCCCGGACUUCAGAGAUGGCCAUUUUCCUCAUGGGGGUUGUGAUUCUCCUCAUGCCUGUUUCCCUAAUUCUGGUAUCCUAUGGCCACAUCAUAGUGACUGUGGUCAGGAUGAAGUCAGCAGCAGGGCGGCUCAAGGCAUUCUCUACCUGUGGCUCCCACCUCAUUGUGGUCAUCCUUUUUUAUGGGUCAGCAAUUGUCACCUACAUGACACCAAAGUCUUCCAAAGAACUGAAAAAACUGGUGUCUGUGUUCUACACAAUGGUCACCCCCAUGCUUAAUCCCCUCAUCUACAGCCUGAGGAACAAGGAUGUGAAGGGAGCUCUGAGGAAAAUGACCACAAGGAAUCUCCCGUGCAGACUUGGAGUUUGCCACUGGCAGUGA
Molecule: messenger RNA, 954 nt
Organism: Myotis myotis
Lineage: Eukaryota; Metazoa; Chordata; Mammalia; Chiroptera; Vespertilionidae
Product: olfactory receptor 2D2-like
Exons: 1
Coding region: 1-954 (317 amino acids)
Biological process (GO): G protein-coupled receptor signaling pathway
Cellular component (GO): membrane
Molecular function (GO): olfactory receptor activity; G protein-coupled receptor activity
Source: RefSeq, a predicted model, not a curated record